Messenger RNA from Cydia amplana, 1482 nucleotides. Its product is annotated as laminin subunit alpha lam-3-like. The transcript is spliced from 9 exons. The record is from RefSeq and is a predicted model, not a curated record. NCBI's taxonomy places the organism in Eukaryota, Metazoa, Arthropoda, Insecta, Lepidoptera, Tortricidae. Bases 1 to 1482 code for a protein of 493 amino acids. Gene Ontology annotation, biological process: tissue development; animal organ morphogenesis.
AUGGCCAUCAACGAAACCUGGCUACACGAUGGAGAGGAGGGGCGGGCGCCGGUCAUACCUAACUAUCGCCUGCGCCACAUCCCGCGGCCGCGCUCCGUGCGCGCGCGCGGCGGCGGCGUCGGCUUCUACGUCAAGAAUGGAGUUGCGGCUCGACGCUGCGCCCACCCGCCCGAUAUGGGAGUUGAACAGAUGUGGCUCAAGUUAUCAAUUAAUGCCUGCCCCCCUUGUUCCGACGGGAAGGUCUGCUCACCAGAAAACGGGCGCUGCGUGUGUCCACCCCGAUCCAGGGGUCCCGGGUGUAAACAAUGCGCUCCAGGGUUCUGGGCCAGGCCUGCUGGGUGCAAGCGCUGUUCCUGCGGGCCCGGGGCCGCAUCUGACACCUGCGACCCUCUCACCGGGCAAUGCAAGUGCCGCGCCGACUGGUCCGGGGCUUCCUGUGACGUGUGCGCACUCGGCCACUUCGGGCCAAGGUGCAAGCCCUGCCAUUGCCAUCAGGACGGUAGCGCGCAAUGCGAGAACGGAGUGUGCGGCUGUGAUGAUAACGGACAGUGUUUCUGUAAGGCGAACGUAGUUGGUGAGAAGUGCGACCAAUGCCGGCCAGGUACAUUCGGACUUUCUGCUUCGCCAACCGGCUGUACUGAGUGCUUCUGCUUCGGCCGAAGCGCGCACUGCACACAGGCAGGUUACUUCUCUAGUGUAAUGCAGGCCUCACUCGGGCGGCCCUGCAUGCCGCUGCGCCCGCGCACCUCACGUUGCUCCAGGGUAGACCAAGACUCUCUAAUAGCCAUCCACACCCACUCCCUGGAUUCCACAAUCACCCUCCCCUGGCCCCCAGUCCCCGUGUACAUGGAGCUGGAUAAGCGGUUCCUGGGGGACCGGGUGACGUCAUACGGAGGCUUCCUCCGGUUCAGGGUGGAGGAGGAGGGGGGGGAGGGGCUGGAUGAGGAGACGAUGAGGAGGUUCCCGCUCGUCAGGGUGUACGGGAGGGAUGUGGUGCUGGAUUAUUAUGAGCGCACCCCACCAAUCAACAACACACACGGCAUCCGCCUUCACGAAUCGCUAUGGCGGGUGCGCGCACGCAGCGAUCUGCAAGCAACCCGCGCCGCCCUCAUGCUAGGCCUCAGCAAGGUCGAACGGAUACUUGUUAGAGUCACCACUAGGGCGCCUAAACACGAUGACAAUGUCCAUGCUCUACUCCUCAACGUAUCUCUAGACACAGCGAUCCCCGGCUUCAGCCGCUCGGAGCCCGCGCUAGGCGUAGAACUCUGCUCCUGUCCCACUGGCUACUCCGCGCCAUCUUGCCACGAGCCUGCCAUCGGCUUCUGGAUGCCUCCUGUCAAAGUUCAUCUUGAUAGCGUGGCUGGCACCAUUGUUAUAAGACUGGAAGGAGAUGCGAAGCCUUGUGACUGCAAUGGAAGAGCUGUUAGCUGUAAUCCUGAUACUGGACAUUGCGUGACUGGAGGGAGAUGCGAAGCCUUGUGA